Chiroxiphia lanceolata (lance-tailed manakin) is the source of this 2030-nucleotide messenger RNA. RefSeq names its product cell surface glycoprotein CD200 receptor 1-A-like. NCBI's taxonomy places the organism in Eukaryota, Metazoa, Chordata, Aves, Passeriformes, Pipridae. The record is from RefSeq and is a predicted model, not a curated record. Gene Ontology annotation, biological process: regulation of neuroinflammatory response. Gene Ontology annotation, molecular function: signaling receptor activity. Gene Ontology annotation, cellular component: external side of plasma membrane. The coding region runs from base 494 to 1405 and encodes 303 amino acids. The transcript is spliced from 7 exons.
UGGAGGUAGUGAAAAAGAUUUGAGACUAAAGUGUCAAAGAAGUAGUAGUAGUAACAGACAUGACAAACAUGAAGAAUAAAUUUCUCUCUAGCUUCCCAAGAAUAACAUUUCCUUUUUGAUAUUAAACUCAGCCUCGCAUAAUCUCCUCUGCUUUUACCCUUUCUGAACUCUGCUACAGGGUUUAUCUUCACUUAUCAGCCUCCCGAGGAGAGCCAAUGAACGGAAGGCAGAAUUGCUCAGUCUGUUUCCUCAGUGUUCGCCCAGGCUCUCAGCACAGGAAGCCUAGUGCUCUGAAAAGUCAGAAGGAGGAACCUCUUCAGCUUUGAGGAGCCAGUUGAUCAGGAGCAUGCACAGCUAGAAGAGAGGAGUUGGAAAGGGAGAGAAGAAACGCUUGACACUGACUGCUGAGGGUGCACUGGCAGGCAAUAAACGCUCCCCAUGACCACAGUUAGGUUGGUGUCGGGAUGGAUGGAGUGACGGAGCUGCCUAAGGCAUGAAAGCAGGAACCAACAUGAAGAUUUCUGGGAAGACUGUGUAUAUGUUUGUGCUGCUCACCAUCAUUGUUAUGAGAUCAGGAGGGAACAACGAAGUGUCAGUGACCGUAGGUGACAGCUCAGUGCUCGCCUGCCCUCUCAAAUCAAAUAUAAAUAUGCUAACAUGGAAAAUAUAUCCCAAGGCUGGAGGCCCCUGCAACUUGGGCUACAGGGCAGAUACGAACACAACAGACAGAACAAACUGCAGUGACAGCAUGAACUGGAAAUUCAGACCAGAUCUGGGUCCUGUGCUUGAGAUACAGUACGUGGGGGUAGCCCAGGAGGGAAAUUACAUCUGUGAAGUUGUAACACCAGAAGGGAAUUUCCACAGGACAUACCACCUGACCGUGCUGGUGCCCCCAAGGCUGAGCCUCUUCUGUGAUGAGCACGGGAAGCCCGUGUGCGAGGCAGCGGCAGGGAAGCCGCCUGCUCAGGUCUCGUGGCUCCUAGAGAGCAACUCCUCCCUUGAGGAAGAAAGCCACAACAAUGGGACAGUGACUGUUCUCAGCAGGUUGACAGCAUGUGACACCAACGUGACUGACACAACCUGCAUGGUGUUCCACCCAGCUGGGAGCUGGAGUAAGUCCAUAGCCUGUUGUCCCUCAGACAAAAAGAACUCUAUCCUGUAUGUCUCCAUUACCCUUUGUCUUCUGAGCAUUAUGACCUUCAUGGCUGUCAUUUACUACAUCAAGCUCCACAGUAAUAGACUGUGCCACAAAACCACACCUCCUGAAACUGAUCCUAUACAGAAUGACACGAUGGAAGUGGAACCUUAUACUACUUACGUGCAGAAGGAAAACGUAAUUUACAACUCAGUGUCUGAUCUGACAGUGGGGCAGAAUCUUCCACAAGAACUGUGUCCCGAAACAUGAACAAUUCAACAACACUGGAAAAGGAAAGACGUACUUUAUAAAAGACUGGUUAUAUAGAGAAACUUCUCAGAGGAUUUCUUCAGAUUUUAGGGCAGCAUAGCUCACUAGGUCUGUUCAGACACCUGUGCUUGCUGAUGAGUCUUUAUAGGUCUAUUUUUUUCCCUCUGUUUUGCUUUCUUCCUUGGGAAGGGAAGCAGUGAUAUUCCUUGCAAAAAUGGAUUGACCCCAUAACAGUUUUUCCUGGAAUAGAUGUUGUGACCAGUGUUCCCUUUACUGUUUUUGCCCUGGAGGUUCUAGUUUUGUCAGUCACUUCUAAAUGUAACUUUGAUACACUUGACACUAUGAUGCACACAUUUGGGAGACCAGAGGAGUGUUAUUUCUGAACUAAAAUGAAACACUCUUCAAUCAGCAGCCACCUUUUUCUAAUUCACACUUUACUAACAUAGUGACCCAAGUACCGAUCAUCACUGAAUACCUCAAAUAGCAGAAGAUAUUGGUAGGGAAGACCCAGUUCUGAAAAUGGAAAUUAGUGAUAAAUUUAAAAGAUCAUUCACUAAGAAAGAGUCUUCACUAACAUGACUAAUUUACUUGUUAGUUUCAUAUUCAAUAACUCAGGAUACCAUUA